AUGUUCAAAUUUGUUGUAGUAUUCGCUUGCAUUGCCGCUUUGGCUGUUGCCGCUCCCGUCAAGGAAGAAAAGGAAAUUAUUGAAAUUCUGAAAUCGGAAAUUACCAAAAACGACAAUGGCUCCUAUCAAUUAGCCUAUGAAUCUGCCGAUGGUAGCAUUCGCGAAGAAAAAGCCACCGUUGUCGAUGAAGGUACCGAUGAGGAGGCUCUAGAAAUCAAGGGCUCCUACAAAUACAUCAACGAUGCCGGUGAAGAAGUUGAAGUUUUCUAUACCGCUGGCAAAAAUGGUUUUGUUCCCUAUGGCAGUAUCAUUAAUCCCGAAAUUACUGCUGUAGCUGAAGCUGCUAAAGAUUUGCCUAAAUACGAAAAUGAAUACGCAAAGAAAUCCGAAUAA
Musca vetustissima is the source of this 393-nucleotide messenger RNA. RefSeq names its product larval cuticle protein 65Ag1-like. Lineage: Eukaryota; Metazoa; Arthropoda; Insecta; Diptera; Muscidae. Bases 1 to 393 code for a protein of 130 amino acids. Gene Ontology annotation, cellular component: chitin-based extracellular matrix. Gene Ontology annotation, molecular function: structural constituent of chitin-based larval cuticle. The transcript has 2 exons. The record is from RefSeq and is a predicted model, not a curated record.